This is a messenger RNA of Abrus precatorius (Indian licorice), 861 nucleotides long. RefSeq lists its product as uncharacterized. Lineage: Eukaryota; Viridiplantae; Streptophyta; Magnoliopsida; Fabales; Fabaceae. Bases 1 to 861 code for a protein of 286 amino acids. The record is from RefSeq and is a predicted model, not a curated record. The transcript has 3 exons. Gene Ontology annotation, molecular function: zinc ion binding; nucleic acid binding.
AUGAGCGAAAAGGCCUUGAUCGUGAAUGUUACCUACUUGUUGUGUGGGAAGGCAGAAGACUGGUGGAGGUUUGCUGGUCAGAUAUUGUCACAAGAGGACUUGCCCACUCUGGUGAGCAAGAGCAAAAUCUUUGAAGCUAACUCAAGGAGGAAGAUAGUGGACACUAGGGGAGCCAGGGCAGUAAGGCAAGAACGAAGACCCCUUAGAUUCUCCAAAGGGCUGUAUUCGGGUUCUAGUCAUUCAUAUUCCAGAGGGACUUCAUUUCAGGAGAGGAGCAGUGGUACUGGUUCUGGUUCUGGGUCUAGUUCAGGAACAGGCUCUUUCAGAGGACCGCUUAAAUGCUUCAUGUGUGGAGGACCACACAUGGUGAAGGACUGCCUACAGCCAUGGACUACUUAUAAUAAUUGUGAGAAGUCAGGGCAUACUGCCAAUGUGUGUUGGGCCGCUAAGAGGAGUGACAGUUUAAGUACAACUCAGAGACCAGAAUCAAGAGGGAGCACAGGGCUGAGUACGGGGCCAAAGCCAAGCAUUCCUGGUAGGGUCUUUGCUAUGAGCGAGGCAGAGGCUACACAGUUAGAGGAACUGAUCCGAGAUAAAUGCAUUAUUAAAGGCCGAUUGCUUGAUGUGUUGUUUGACUUGGGUGCUAUGCACUUAUUUGUAUAUGUGGAUUGUGUGAACAGUCUGAAUCUGUAUAUGAUUGAACUAUCAUGUAAUGUUGUGGUGACUACCCAUACGGAUAAGCCGGUUGUGACGUCGUGGGUGUGCUUAGGAUGUUUAAUAAUGGUGCAUGGUAAGGAGUUUGAGGUAGACUUGAUUUGUUUGCCUCUUUCCCAACUGGACGUAAUCUUGGGAAUGGAUUGA